This is a messenger RNA of Sclerotinia trifoliorum, 1015 nucleotides long. The record is from the annotation of a GenBank genome assembly. Lineage: Eukaryota; Fungi; Ascomycota; Leotiomycetes; Helotiales; Sclerotiniaceae.
AUCAAUUCUAGCCCCUCUCCAUUCUGUAACCUUUGCUUGCAAUUGUUGAAGCCAUAUAUCAUACAACAAAAUGCUACCAGGAUUACUACGAAGCUCGAGGGUGUUGCCUAGAUUGAGGAUAAACUAUGUAAACAAUGCGAGGAAUCUUGUCCACAGGAGAACGCUAGUUGCGGCACCGAAAGCUGGAGAUGGUCCCUUGAUGGAGAGGAGGGGAGAUCGGGAAUUACCUGGUAAUUUUUCUUUCCUGGCUUCAACAAUGGAUGCCUGAGAUCAUGAUAAGGAACAUACUAACAAGGACUCAGAGCUUCCCGAAAAUGGCAUGAAAUGGGUUCGCUCAAUUCCCAUAUUCCUCGCCGUCCUAAUUUCUAGCACCCUCGCUAUUUUCAACUACCAAAAAUCCUCAUCCUCGGUCGUAUCCUCCACACUCUACGCGCUGCGCACAUCGCCCAAAGCGCGCGAAUUCCUCGGUGAUGAGAUAUACUUUGCGCAUAAAAUGCCUUGGAUUUGGGGCGAGAUGAAUCAAUUGCAUGGCAGGAUUGAUAUACAGUUUGAGGUCAAAGGGACGAAGAGGAGUGGUACAAUGAAGUUUACGAGUUUUAGACCUACGAGACAGGGAAUGUUUGAGACGACGGAGUGGAGUUUAGAGGGUGGGGAGGGGGAUGAGAAGGUUAGGAUUGAUUUGUUGGAUGGGGAGGAUCCGUUUAAGGGAAUUGAAGAUGUGGAGAGGUCGGCGGAGCCAGGUAGAGGAAGUUAUGCGCCCAAUUUGUCUGGAUAGAGUGUUGAACUAUGGGGUAGAUUGGGAGGGUGUGUUAUGAGAGACGCCAGACGUGUUGGUAAAUGAGGUCGAGGCACUGGCUGCACAAGUCAACUGAAAUAUGAUCAGCCGGGUAGGUUACACAAUGGCGAUGAUGGAUACCACUCAUGACUGGGGCGCAUGGAUAAGCAUAUGUAAAUGUGUCAAGGGGACGAUAGUAGACUUAAAUGAUUGCGGGGAAAAGGUCAAUGGAUUGGCGUU